Molecule: messenger RNA, 4335 nt
Organism: Rhea pennata
Lineage: Eukaryota; Metazoa; Chordata; Aves; Rheiformes; Rheidae
Gene: BEND2
Product: BEN domain containing 2
Exons: 12
Coding region: 71-2143 (690 amino acids)
Molecular function (GO): DNA binding
Source: RefSeq, a predicted model, not a curated record
GCCUGUGCCGGAGCCCCGGCUCGCUCCGCCGCCCUGCCCGCCCGAGACGGACCUGCGCGCCCCAGCAGCCAUGUCCGCCGAGGAUUAUGUUUCUGUGAGCGUUGAGGAUGAUGUUGAAGCAGUGAUUAUUGACAAUUCUGAAGUGGAAGAUGGAGAAAAUGGGCUCUCCACACAAAGCUGCAUGUCAAUGGAACAAAAUGCUGAAGUAAACAGUGAUGCUCACCACGUGGCUCAACUGGCAUAUGGUAGUGAAGGCUUAUCAGUGCUGGCUGAACGAGUGGUAUCACAGAUGAGCCAUUCUGCAAGUAUGCAGAGAGGAAAUACCCACCACCCUGAGAAAAUGGAUUAUGUGUUUUCACAUAACAAAAGAAAACGAUUUGCCCCUACUCUAGUGGGACAGAAUGUGAUGAGAAUGGGGGAAGGAGAAUAUGAAGAUAGUGACAGUGUCGUUUAUGAGUACGAACCGGACUAUGAAUGUGGGAGUAUUGUAUCUGAAGCUUCCUACACAGGAGAUCUGCAGAAAACUCUCAUGGAGGUCCUCAGUUACUGCCAGGCCAUGUAUGAUGCCAUUCAGAAACUGGAUAAAAAGUUUGACCUGCUUCAUCGAAAGGUCUCCGAAAUGCAGCAUACUCGUGUGAAGCCACUGUUGCUCAAACCUAGACCAGUCGGCUUUGCAUACAGAAGUUCCAGUCAUUUGCCCCAGGGAAAAAUUGGACUACAAAAAUCGAUGGAAAGGGAAUCAAGCCUCCAUCUCCCUUCACCAGGACAGGGAAGGCAUAGCCCAGUCAUAAGGGUCGCCCUGCAGAAGGGCCAUGUUCAGGUCAACUCUGCAAUAAAACGUGUUCAACAGACUCUGCAACUUGAAUCGCAGCAGCCUGUUCUUAGACAGAGCCCGCCACUCCCCACUAUAGUUUCUACUCAUUCAUUGCAUUCACCAUACACAGCAACUAAUGGGAUUCCUGACCUUCCUCCACGAUCAAAUCUUGCAACUACAGUUGUGGAAAGCACUGUCAACAUUGCAUCUUCACCAGUGGCAUCAUCAGUGAUGCCGCCAUCUUCUGAGACCAAUUUGGGAAAUAACACUAUGCUGGUGAACUACAGAAAUGCAUCUGGGAAUGUGAACAUUAAUAAAGAGCUGCCAUCUUCUUCAGUCUCAAUCAAUCCUAGCUUUGAAUACGUCGGUGACCCAUUGAGAAAUGUAAAAGUUCUUGGAAACUAUUUGAUGAAAGCUCGGCAGAAGACUAAACCAAAGUAUGCAGCACGCUACUUGGUCCGUGUCUUGUUCCCCAAGGAAACAUUAUUGUGUAGCAUUAUGGGAGUGAGUGCACGAGGACGCAGGACAUUGGACCCUAACAAAAUUGCCGCAAUAAGAGAAUUUCUUGCAGCUAACUUUCCAAACUAUGAUUUGAGCGAAUAUGGAAAAGACUGGAAAACCUGUAUCACAAACGUCAAUGCUAUGAUCCGCUGUUUACGCUCUGAAACAAAAAUAAACUCAGAGACAGCUGAAGGGAAAGAAAAAUUAUCUGACACUCCAGAUACAUCUUUUUGCGUAGAUUUAAAUUGUAGUGAGGAUAGCGAAGGCAAUUCUCAAAACUCUCAGAAAAUGACCACCACUGACAAACUACAGAAUUCAGGAUGGGAUAAAUUUCCAGAAUCUUUCCACACACCUUCAGUCAAGAAGCUCCAGUCUUUGGAACCUAUGGAACUUCUUGGGAGUCCUUGGCGCAAUGUUCAGUUGCCUUUCUCAGUCAUUUAUGUAGCUAAGGGGAAGUCUCGGCCAGAGUUAUCAGCUCGCUACCUAAUUCGUCAUCUCUUCACGGAAGAUGUACUAGUGAAAAGCAAUGUAUACGGUAAUCUGGAACGUGGCAUGAGUCCCCUGGACUGCAACAGGAUUAAUGCUCUCAGAGACUUUCUUCAAGAGAACUACCCAUCCUUUGAUCUGAAGGAAACUGGAUAUGAUUGGAAGGCAUGCGUAGCUGCGAUAAACAGCACAAUCCGCAGUCUCAGACAUGACCUUAAAAAGGCUACAAUUGGAAUGCGCAGGAGAAUCUUGGCAAUGCCACCAUCAAGUGAAAAGAGCCCUCCACAGAGUCCCACUUCAGUAAAGCCAUAUGAAAGCGACACUAUCAAUCUCACAGACUGAAGUCCUCUAACAGUUGUCUCAAAUCUUAAUUUAGUAGGUUUUUAUAAAUCCCACAUAGAUUCCUAUUACAUCGAGUUAUCAGCACCACUAAAUAGUAUAUUUCAUGAGACCAAAGUUGUCAGAAGACCUAGGAACCCUAACGACUUGUUUAAGUAGGAUUUGUGCUCCCCAAAGAGAUGACAUCUGUGGUUCCCUCUAGCGUUUGUGAUGUGCUCUAUUCCGAAAGCACCUUCUUUUCAAGAUUCAUUGACUCUGAAAGAAUUUAAUUACAGAAGACUGACUGUACAUCUAGUCAGCAGAAGCAGAUAGGAAUGAGGAGAGAAGGGAUGGUCCUUCUUGGAGAAAGAUUCAUAGCCAGUUAAGAGUACUUCAUUAUGUGUGGGGAAGGAAAUUUGAUGAAACAGUUGGAUAUUUUAACCCAUAAUAUCUGAUGCAGAAAGCAAAAUACAAUUGUUACUGCAUUUAGCUAAUUUUUUCAUGCAUCUCACAUUUUUCCCUUACUGUAGCAAUCCUUUGUUGUAGGAUAGAGAGGCAGACAACAACAUAAGUACAGUUGUUGGUAAGUAGUGUUUUCUUCCCUCUGAUUUAGAUCUGGUCUGCAAACUCAAAAAAGCACCUGGGACAGACAUCCUAAUAUUUAAUUCUGUUUGUUCCUGAUGUAAAUUCAAAGAAAAUAGGUCUUCAGGGGCAUGGUCCACUGGUCAGUGGUAUGUAUCUGUCUCGUGUCUGAUGUCCACAAAGUGCAAAACUGCUACAACUUUUAUGUAGGGGAUUUGGAUCUUAAUACAGAUUUAAGAAAGAAUAAUUUCCAUCAGCUUCAAGUCAUUGGUCCUCCAGUUAAGAUGCAGAGACACAUAUUCUACUGCUUUAGUGCACUCAGAAAUGACUAGCAUCAGUGGUAUAGCUUCCCCCACUCACAUUCAUAGCUUCUAGUGUACAUAGUCUGCAGCUGCUGGCCUACAAGGCUAGGCAUAUUACUUUAUAUUACUUUGGUGUCUUACUAGCCUGCAUUUUUGAAGACUUGUCAUCCUGUCCUUGUUAACUUAAAUUCUGAGAGAUAUACAGUGAUUAUCCCUGUCUUCCCCUUUCCCCUUCCCCACACAACACUAAGAUUUAUUACUGGGUUGAAUUAAAAAAAAAAGUGGGAUGUGAAAAUAAUAAAAAUGCGUAAAUAGAAAUCAAUACCUAUGCAUAGUCAGUUUGACAUCUGCCUCAAUUUUGUUUUUAAUUUGAAAUUCAACAACAGUUGCUUUACAGAAGUUAAGAAGUUUUUGUUUGUUUUUUCAAAAGAGGAAAUAUUUUGUAUAUGCCUUCCUGUUAUUUGUUCCAGCAUCAGUCAUACAGUCCUAUCACUUUUACAUGUUGGCUAACUGGUGCGUGAACUUGCCUUGCCAUUUGUAUCAUCUCUGAGCUUAGUCUCAAAUUUUUCACAGAAAAAUAGCUCUUCAGAAGACUGAAACAAUAAGGAACAAAUUUCACCUCUGAAAGCUGAUGAACUGUGGCUUCCAAAACUAUGCCUGUGUACAUAGCAGAAUUUAACUAGAUCUGUCUCCCAAGGCAAAAGUUUCAUAGGGUUUUUUUUGUUUUGUUUUUAUUAGCAGUAGGGUAAAAUAGGAGUGAAAUUACUUGUUUUCAUUUAACUUCUACCCAUAACAAAUGGGCAGUGUUUAUUAUAUACAUUAAAGGAUCACAAUACAUUUUUUUUAAUUGCAAUUUAGGAUAUGCAGUGUCCUUAUCAAAUAAGAAAUUAAUGUUUCCCCUACCAGCUCCUACUUGCCAUGCAGCUGUCUUCUGUAGACUUUAAGAAAUAGGUUGAAUUGCUUAAUUCUCAGAGAAAUGUUGUACUACUGUUGGUCAGUAACAUACGAAGUUUGGUUCCUCUUGUUUAGUACCAACAAAUUCUGCUGUUACUGUUCUAUACAGUCUCUUGUAAAUGCCAAUAGUUUUAUAUUGUGUGUAGAUAUUAUUAGUUUCAAACCUCAGAAAAAGCCAAAAAUGCUUAUAUUUUUUCAGUAGUUAUAUGAAAUUUUUUCCACUGUCAUUCAUAGAUUUUAAUGGUAGAAUGAUAUAUUUAUUGAAUAACCUGUCUGGCACUGAAAUCUGUUAAUGUGGUGCAUACCUCUAGCUUCCAUAUCAAAAAGAAGGCUGAAUAAUUGAAUAAAUGUAGAAAUAGUUUUCUUGUUUCUGUUAGA